AUGUGGCGGCAAAGGAUUCAGUGGGAGAACAACGGGCAGGUGUUCAGCCUCCUCAGCGUGGGCUCCCAGUACCAACCCGCUCGGCGCAGGCACAGCCAAGAGCCCGCGCAGGGCGGCCACGUCUUGCUCCUUAGGGGCAACAGCACUUUUCCGCACGGGGCUCAGGGGGCGGUUACUGAAGCUGCUACGGGCAGAGGCCGCCCCGCCGCCGCUACUGUCGCCCGAAGGCCGGAGGCGCAACACUGGUUCCAAGCUGGCUAUCAGCAGCCAACCAGCAAUAAUGGCGGUGGUCGCGCUGAGGCCGGCGGCAGCCUGCAGGGGGCGCCGCGGGGCAGCUCCCUCGAGAGCGCCACCUCCAGGCCGGGCAACGGGAGUAGCUCGCCGCCUUUGAGCAAUCUCCGGCCGCCGCGCCGCGAAGACACCAUGGUGGGAGACGACCCCUACAACCCUUAUAAGUACACGGACGACAACCCUUACUACAACUACCACGACACCUAUGAGCGGCCCCGGCAGAGCGGCCGCUACCGGCCGGGUUACGGCACUGGCUACUUCCAGUACGGUCUUCCUGACUUAGUGCCAGAUCCCUAUUACAUCCAAGCAUCCACCUAUGUCCAGAGAACGUCCAUGUACAACCUGAGGUGUGCUGCUGAAGAGAACUGCUUGGCAAGCUCAGCCUACAGAUCAGAUGUCAGAGACUAUGAUAACAGAGUGCUUCUGAGAUUCCCUCAAAGAGUGAAAAAUCAAGGCACUUCAGAUUUCUUACCAAGCCGACCACGAUACUCAUGGGAGUGGCACAGCUGUCAUCAACAUUACCACAGUAUGGAUGAAUUCAGCCAUUAUGACUUGCUUGAAGCAAGCUCACAUAGGAGAGUAGCUGAAGGACACAAAGCAAGUUUUUGUCUUGAAGAUACUUCUUGUGAUUAUGGAUACUAUAGGCGAUAUGCAUGUACAGCACACACACAGGGAUUGAGUCCUGGCUGUUACGACACAUACAAUGCUGACAUAGAUUGCCAAUGGAUUGAUAUUACAGAUGUAAACCCUGGAAAUUACAUUUUAAAGGUUAGUGUAAACCCUAGCUACUUGGUACCAGAAUCAGACUACUCCAACAACAUAGUACGUUGUGAUAUCCGCUAUACAGGAAACCAUGCAUAUGUCUCUGGCUGCACAAUUUCACCAUAUUAAGAUGAAAGAAAAUUUAUGCAUCAGUACCUGAGGUUUUGAGAUGCAAUUAUUUUAUAAACUGAAAUAGGAUGUAAAAACUUUUGAAAACUGAAAAAAGGACCAGAAUAUAUACAAAGAAUUUUAAUGUAACUCUGAAGCAUUAAGACCUUCUUCAGAAUUAAUAAUGUAGCUCAAUUCAUGCAUUCAGAUUUUGAGAACAGUGAGAAAUUGGUGCUUUAUUCACAUAAUUUCAAAUUGUACAGCAAGUUAACUCAUUUACAGAAAUGCCUUCCCUUUGACUACUGGAAAUCAGUACACUAUCUGUGAAUGAGCUUAAGCAAUUUAAAGGGUAUUCACAUAGGCUGAGCUCCAAAGAGAAAUUUUAGGUUUCAUCUGAUGGUUCAUGUAUAGCUGAUUCCUCCUCCCCUAUUAUCACAACAGUGCUUUUUUAUGUUUUCCUGUUUUGGGAAGUUUCUUGCUAUAUGACAAAGGGCCAGUACAAAAAUCUAGCUUGAUAAAAAAUAUAGAUAACUUUGUAAGGGUAUUUAAUGCUUAGUGUUCAGCAACAUCCAUUAUUACCUACAUCUUUACAUAUGAAAGUUGUUUACUUCUAAAAUAUUUUGCAGACAAAUAAUCUUAAACCAAAAGUAUAUUGAUAUUUUGACAUAAACUGCUUCUCAGAAGAAUUAUGGGACACUAGAACACAGCCCAUUUCCAGUGCUCACUGCAGACUGUUUUGCACAAUUUUUCUAUAGUUUGAAAGAUUUUCCAUUACAGGUGUUUAAAAACUACUUCCCCUGACUAG
This is a messenger RNA of Elgaria multicarinata webbii, 1966 nucleotides long. RefSeq names its product lysyl oxidase (gene LOX). The record is from RefSeq and is a predicted model, not a curated record. The transcript has 7 exons. NCBI's taxonomy places the organism in Eukaryota, Metazoa, Chordata, Lepidosauria, Squamata, Anguidae. Gene Ontology annotation, biological process: peptidyl-lysine oxidation; collagen fibril organization. Gene Ontology annotation, molecular function: protein-lysine 6-oxidase activity; copper ion binding. The coding region runs from base 1 to 1182 and encodes 393 amino acids.